AUGAGUCGAUUCGCGAGGGGGCUUUUUACAGCCACAACUGUGGCAAUGGCGAACCGAGCAAUGUGCAACGUGUUAUACAAUCGUUCAUACGUUCAAGAGUCCUAUGAACUAGAUGCCAUGGUAGAAAAGAUGUCGCCAGGAUUUCUGGCGGCGCUGGAAAAUAACAAUGGCAUUGAAGUGCCAAGACCUGACGGCAGCGAGUAUACUGUCGGGAGCUAUGAGUGGUGCAACAGUUACGCUUCGGACGAGUUAAGUGACUAUGAUUGGGACGCUGCAUGUGAAAAAGCAGACAUAUCGGCAGAAUUAGACGUGAUAGUGGAGACGGUGUCCCCUGGCUUCUGGGGCAACUACAGCUUGCACCAUAAGGAACAAGUUAUACGGGGGUCUAACACCUCGAAUUUCCGGGACGAUCCGUACGAGUGGUGCAGCUCGGAGGUGGCCGAUAAGUUGGAUGACACUGAAUGGAACUCCAAGUGUGAUAGUCUAGGUCGCCGCAGGUUACAACAAGCACCUAUAAUACACUGGCACGCAAUAGCCACGUCAUCCGCUAGCGAGCUGAUGAUCGCACACCACAGGGUACCAAGAGUAAACGAAAGUGUGAGAAGAGUAAAGGAAAUAGGCCGUUCAUGA
Messenger RNA from Phaeodactylum tricornutum CCAP 1055/1, 630 nucleotides. RefSeq lists its product with no specific name. The coding region runs from base 1 to 630 and encodes 209 amino acids. The transcript is spliced from 3 exons. Lineage: Eukaryota; Bacillariophyta; Bacillariophyceae; Surirellales; Neidiaceae. The record is from RefSeq and is a predicted model, not a curated record.